UGGAGCCUGUUUAGUCGGAGAUGGAUAAUGGCUCUUUCCCGAGGUCUGAGAUGCUGUGCCCGUGUGUUUUCCUGGAUACCUGUCCUCAUAAUCACCUCCGUGGUGCUGUGGUCCUACUACGCCUAUGUAUUUGAGCUAUGUUUAUUCACUAUCAGCAACACAUUGGAGAAGGUGGCCUACCUGCUGGUGUUCCAUGUGUGUUUUGUGAUGUUCUCCUGGACCUAUUGGAAGGCCAUCUUCACUCCUCCUGCUUCACCCUGUAAGAAGUUCCAUCUGUCGUACUCUGAUAAGGAGCGUUAUGAGAGGGAGGAGAGGCCUGAUGGUCAGAAACAGAUCCUGGUGGACAUCGCUAAGAGACUCCCCAUCUUCACCAGAGCUACGUCUGGAGCCAUCAGGUUCUGUGACCGAUGCCAGGUGCUGAAGCCUGACCGCAGUCACCACUGCUCUGUCUGUGAAACGUGUGUCCUGAAGAUGGAUCAUCACUGUCCAUGGGUGAAUAACUGUGUGGGGUUCUCUAACUACAAGUUCUUCCUCCUCUUCCUGUCCUACUCCAUGGUCUACUGUGUGUUCAUCAGUGCCUCCGUCUUCAGAUACUUCAUCAACUUCUGGGUGGGGGACCUGCCAAACGGACCCGCUAAGUUCCACGUUCUCUUCCUGAUGUUCGUGGCGUUGAUGUUCUUAGUCAGUCUCAUGUUCCUGUUCGGUUACCACUGCUGGCUGGUCGCCAAGAACAGGUCCACACUAGAGGCGUUCUCUGCUCCAGUCUUCCCUACAGGACCAGACCGUAAUGGUUUCAACGUGGGGAUCAGGAGGAACCUGCAGCAGGUGUUUGGAGACGACAAGAGACUGUGGUUCCUGCCUAUCUGCACCAGCCAAGGAGACGGCCACUACUUCCCCCUGAAGAGCCUGAGUGAGUCCUCGACCUCUCUGUUAGCCAAUGAGGAGAAAUGGGAGGAGGAAGACGAGGAGUCAGAGGACGACCACAUGGGUGGUGACAGGGAUCCCUCUGUUAUCAUAGACAUGGACGAAGGGGAGGAGGAGGAGGAGGAGUAGGAGACGAAGGAUGACUUUCUGGACUGUAUAAACGGUACAGUAGGUGUUGUGAGGCCCUGAGGAGGCAGACAGAACCCGGUGGAACCGUCAGACGCACUGAAGAACUGAAGAACUCAACAUGCAGCCAAAACGUUCCAAAACGUUCAAUUUUAUCAUGUUUUAUCUCAUCGUUAAAUAUCAAUUCACCAGGAGGACAACGUUACUGUCAACCAAUGUUAUCCAGUACACCAUUGUUUUAAGAGAAAGACCAUGUCUAGCACUGUUGUCUCUGUCUCUCUCUCUCUCUCUCUCUCUCUCUCUCUCUCUCUCUGUCUCUCUCUCUCUGUCUCUCUCUC
Coregonus clupeaformis (lake whitefish) is the source of this 1388-nucleotide messenger RNA. RefSeq names its product zinc finger DHHC-type palmitoyltransferase 15b (gene zdhhc15b). NCBI's taxonomy places the organism in Eukaryota, Metazoa, Chordata, Actinopteri, Salmoniformes, Salmonidae. The transcript is spliced from 11 exons. Gene Ontology annotation, biological process: synaptic vesicle maturation; peptidyl-L-cysteine S-palmitoylation; protein targeting to membrane. Gene Ontology annotation, cellular component: endoplasmic reticulum; Golgi apparatus. Bases 28 to 1053 code for a protein of 341 amino acids. Gene Ontology annotation, molecular function: protein-cysteine S-palmitoyltransferase activity. The record is from RefSeq and is a predicted model, not a curated record.